AUGGAGGCUUUUGAUGCCUUGAAGAGUCAGUUCGGCGCACACAUCGUGACCAGGCCGAAUCCAGACAUCGUCGGUGCCAACAAGGACCAGCUGUCGACCUCGUCUGCUCAACUGCUUCAGUAUGCUUCCAAAGCUUGGACUACACUCAGACUGGACCCUUUCUCAAGCAGCAACAAGGCACCCGGACCGGAGUCUCGCAAGGUGCUUCUUCAGUCUUUCAGUGACAUAGAUGAGAAAGACGGUUCUUUGGUGUCGUACAACAACGGUUUUGUUGAUGGGAUUAUCCGUGCCUUUCAGCAGGACCUUCACCUCGUGCUGCGCCCUGAUGAUGUAUGGCUUGCUACCAUGGUUCAGUUCAGCUUCUACGUCAACGGCCAUGCUGAAGAAAUGAGGCGAUUCUUCGUCAAUCACGAAGGCAAGAAGCAGCUGGUUGUAGAUACCGGCGCGAGCAGCCCUUUAUCUGUUGACUUCAGCGAGAUUGCCCAAGCGUUCAAGGACUUGAUUCAAGCGAACGUUGUCGAUGCUGAACUCACGUCUUGGAUACUGCCAAAUUUCUCCACCACAACCAGCGAGGAUAUUACGACAACCACUCUAGUCAUGAUGGCAACUACAAAGGCAUACUUUGAAUUUAUUGCGAGGGGCGGAUGCGGUUUUCCCAGUGUCACGCUGCUUGGCGUGAGAGCAGAUUGGGUCAAACUUCUCGAAAAGGUGGCAAAGAUCGCGAUCUACGGCGGAGACCUUGCAGUCUGGAGCAGGCUUCUCACCAAAGUGGUAGAGAAGAUGAUUAAGACGUUUGAUCAGCCAGAUCUGCAGACAACCAAAGACUUUUGGAUGAGGGCGGUUCAUCAUGCCGGUGCAGAAGGCUCUGGCUCAAUCGAGACUCUUUCAGGUUGGAUCACGGCCUUUUGUCGUUGGGACGAGGAGGGCAGGAUGAUAAAGCAGGUCGACGAGGCUGGAAAGACCUGGGAUGGAAAACAUGUCGACAGGAAGCGAUUUGUCAUUGACGAUGUUCCAUUUCCCAUCAUUCGCGCCAAGGAUGUUCCACGAGCUGCGACCGAAGUACCAGUAACGGUCUUGGAUCACGAAGCCGACAUCUGCUACCAUACAACAGCAAUAGCAGGACUGAUCGGAGUGAAGCCAACGGCGAGCGAAGAGGGAGGCCCGCACGACACAUUUCAGCCACGAUGCUACCCAGGUUUCAUAGCGGAUGGCCCUGUGGGAUUAUUCGACUUUAGCGACCUGCCCAUGUCCGAAGUCGUUGGGCUCAAGAACUGGGAUGAGCUGCCUGGCAUCAAGGUGCACGAGUAUUUGCAUGAGUAUGCAAGAAAAUUUCAUCUUCUGGAGCGGUGCAAGUUUUCAUGCCGAGUCACGCAUAUUCGCCGUUCGCCGUCGGAAAAGGGGUGGACGGUUGAAACGCAAACUACGAGCCCUCAUGGGAAACCAGUUUCAGAGUCCCUUGACUGCGACAAGCUGAUUGUGGCCACGGGGAACUUUAACAAUCCGAAAUACCCUGAUGUCAAGAGCUCUGAGUUCAGCGGACUGGUGCUGCACACCAAAGACAUCGGGCAGCAGCACGAAGCCCUCCUCGGCAAAGACGUCGAGACAGUCGCCAUCUACGGAGGCGGAAAGUCAGCCAUCGACGCCGUAAAUCUCUGCAUAGAAGCUGGCAAGAAAGUCCACUGGAUCAUCAGCGACAAGGGCAACGGCCCCAACAUGCUGUUCAACACGCGGCUGAAAUGGGGCUUCCACGUCGGCCAGUUCGUCGGGCGAUGGAAGGACGUCUUUUCCGUCAGCAUCUUCAGCGUCGACACCUUCUUUGGGCGGUUCUUCUACAGCGGCAAGAAUAGGCUGGGCACGUGGCUCAUUGGCAAGUUUUGGGCGUUUGCGGCGAAGAAGACGAGGUCGGGGGCGGUUUAUGCGGGCAUGACGGAUGAGAAUAGGGAGAAGUUGCUGCCUGAAGGUGAUAGUGCCUUGUUCUCGCCAGUUGGUGGAGCUGCUUUGCAUAGCUGUCCCAAGUUCAUUCCAGAGCUGAGCAAGCCGGAUGGCCUCAUCACAGUUCAUCGAGCACGCAUUACCACAGCUCAAGAUCAGACUGUGCAUCUCUCUAACGGAGAAACUAUCCCCUGCCAGGCCUUGGUCUUUGGUACAGGCUGGACACCUGAAGAUAUGCUCUUUGAACCUGCCCAGGGGCUUUCCUUGGGCUUGCGGAAACCUACGGCACUCGAAGACGCAAACUCAACCCAAUAUUGGAAAAAGCUUCAUGAGAGAGCCGACCAAGAUAUCCUGUCGCUUCUGCCAAUUCUGAAAGAUUCACCUGGACCCCGGACCCCGGACCCCUUGACGCCAUACCGUCUAUAUCGGUACAUGCUGCCCUCGUCUCUUGCCGCAGCAAAUGAUCGCUCUCUCAUUUUCCUAGGAUACCUCGUCAGCAUCCAAACCCACAUCCUCAGCGAAGUCUCAGCUCUAUGGGCAAUCUGCUGGCUCGAGAACCUCGUCGAACUGGGGAUUCCAAAGAGCAAGGAAGACAUAGACUAUGAAAUUGCAAAGGUCAAUGCGUACUCGCUUCGGAAGAACUUGUCUCAAGAACCAAGCGCGGGCAGCGGGAUUCAGCAUUUCAUUGAUCUUUUGAUGAAGGAUAUGGGAUUGAAAGCGAAAAGGAAAGGGGGCUUGGGGGUCAAAGACGUCUUUGUGCCUUAUAGGUCCCAAGAUUAUCUCGGCAUUGUGGACGACGUCCUGCACAGGUCAAAGGUUUAG
Molecule: messenger RNA, 2754 nt
Organism: Trichoderma citrinoviride
Lineage: Eukaryota; Fungi; Ascomycota; Sordariomycetes; Hypocreales; Hypocreaceae
Exons: 3
Coding region: 1-2754 (917 amino acids)
Source: RefSeq, a predicted model, not a curated record